Messenger RNA from Didymodactylos carnosus, 432 nucleotides. The record is from the annotation of a GenBank genome assembly. NCBI's taxonomy places the organism in Eukaryota, Metazoa, Rotifera, Eurotatoria, Philodinida, Philodinidae.
AUGUCCAAUGUUCAGCCAUCGUUUGAUGUGCAAUAUAAAGUGCUCUUAUUAGGUGAUACACUAGUAGGAAAAACGUCUUUAAAUCGAUUUAUAGCUAAUAGAGAUUUUCGUACAGAUAUAUCGUCUACUGUGGGAAUUGAUUUCAUUAACAAAAUAAUUCCCGUUGAAAAAUCUAAGAUUAAUUUACAAAUAUGGGAUACUGCUGGCCAAGAACGUUUUCGUUCAGUGAGUCGAGGCUAUCUUGGCGCAUCGAAAGCACUUAUAUUAAUUUACGAUGUAACGAAUAGAAGUACGUUUGAAAUAAUCGAUUAUUGGAAUCAAUGUAUUGAAAAAGCGGGAUUAGAUUUAGAACAUCGUUAUCUUGUUGCAAAUAAAAUUGAUUUAUCGGCAGAACGUGUUGUGGACGAAGAAACCGGUCAUCGAGUUUUUUAA